This is a messenger RNA of Cuscuta europaea, 2692 nucleotides long. NCBI's taxonomy places the organism in Eukaryota, Viridiplantae, Streptophyta, Magnoliopsida, Solanales, Convolvulaceae. The record is from the annotation of a GenBank genome assembly.
CCUAGGUCUAUUUUGUACUCAUUUUCAUGGGCCUAGGCUGCCACCUGCCCCUAGGGCGGCCCCUGUAUGUUGCCCAGAUUACUUCCAGAGUCUGCAAAAACGCAGAUGUAAGAAGCAAAAGAGUCGCAUUAAGCGAAUCCGAAUAUUGUGUUGUUAGAUCCAUCGGCCAAGAACGAGUUUGGUAGAUCGGACGCUACAUAAACAUUCAUCUUCUCUACAUAAUAAAGCAAGGCAACUAUUCCAGAUUUCUUAUCCACCGUACCCAAAUCACAAAAAUCUCUUCCAAUUUGAUAUUCAGGCAGAUUGCUUCUUAAGAGUCGAGGCAUAAUGUAUAGACAAAACAGAAGUUGGAUGUAUGAAAAACAUGGUGAAAAGAGAGGAAUACGAGACGAAUUUCUUAAAGGAAUUGAACAGUUUAUUAAAUUUGCACUUGAACAAAAGAAUUUUAUGGAUGGUGAUAAAAUCAGAUGUCCAUGUACAAAGUGUAAAAAUCUCAAAUUUAAAGACAGCGAUGACGUUGCGUGGGAUUUGUACAAAAAAGGUUUCGUUGACAAUUAUUAUAAUUGGACUGCUCAUGGCGAACCUUUCGAUCCAUCAUUUUUACCACAAACAGUAGGUUCGUCUCGUAACGUUCCUACCGAGAUGAGUGGAUGAGAAGACUAUGAUGAAAUGGUGUGGGAUCAACCCGAGUCAACCCCCAACGUCGAUUUUGAUCCAAAUGAUUAUUUCAAUGAUGAAGACCCCCGGAAUUGUAAUAAAUACUCCGUAGUAUUAAAAAUUUGAAUUUUUAUGAAAUAUUGUAAUUGUAACAUUUUUAUUUUUUAUUUAAUAUUUAAUUUGUCACUGAUUGGGGCCGUGACAAAUUUGAAUUUCUGUAUUUCCCACGAAUUAUUUGCAUUUAUUCUUUUUAAUCAAAAAAAUUGUUUGUCACGGAUUGAGUCCUUGACAAAAUGUGAAUUUUCAAAUUUUUAGUGUUCCCGCAAUCCCACUCGGAUAAGUGCAAAAACAUUUUUGGAAUGUUUCUUAGUUCCUGAGAAAUGCUUGUCACACCCCAAAGGUCAUGGAAUAAAUCCGUGACAACCCCUAUGACAAAAUUGUUUGUCAAGGAUUUGUUUUAAAACACACGUACUAAGUAUUUAUAUGGCAGUUUUUGGUUGGAACAAAGUGAAGUUAAGUUAUACUUUUUGGAGCUUAUCACAAGGUGACCCGAAUAAUAUUAGAAGAAUAGAAGAUGGAGUUGGGGUUGUUUGAUUCUUCUUCUGAAUAGAAGAAUAGGUUGUUUUAUUAUACCAAAAAACUGGUUAUACCAAAAAACCGUUUAUACCAAAAACUGUUUACCAAAAACUGUUUAUAGCAAAGAACUGUUUUUACACAAAAUUGUUUUACACAAAACUGUUUUUACACAAAACUGUUUUUACACAAAACUGUUUUUAUGUUUUUUAUACAACUGUUUUUUAUACAACUGUUUAUAAAAAACUGUUUAUAAAAAACUGUUUAUAAAAAUCUGUUUAUAAAAUACUGUUUAUAAAAAACGUUUAUAAAAAACUGUUUACAAAAAACUGUUUACAAAAAACUGUUUACAAAAAACUGUUUACAAAAAACUGCUUUUAUAUAAAAUGUUUUUUAUAAAUUUUAAAUACGAAAACUUAUUUAAGAUUUCAACCAAAAUUUGAUAUUCUAUUAUAUUUACACUAUUAUUUGAAAAUGUAAAUUAAUACUCCUCAUUAAUCAAUUAUUUUAGAUGAGCAAUGAACAAUCAACCUCCCAUGCUCGCCCGAACUAUGCGCCCUUAACCCAAGCUGAGCACAACAAUGAAGAUUCGGAAUGGGCGACACAUCACAUGGUUGCUAAGUAAGUAACUAUGAACUUUAUUUAAUGUGAAAUAAUUUUAUCUAAUGUCAAAUAAUCUAACCAAAUGGAUAUAAAAAAAUAUCAUUAUUUUUUUGAAGCGAUCAAGAAGUGUUGAAGACUAUUUAUUGUGAAUCAAGUUUGUCUGUCUUGUCUGUAAUAAGUUAGAUGUUUACUAUUUCUAUUCUGUACUGAUUAAAUAUAUCUGUUAGAAUAGUAUACAAUAUGGGCCAAGUGUUAGGCCCAUACUCAGGCAAGAAGCCUUUGUACGCAUACCUGAGCCUCGCCUAUAAAAGAGGGAGGAGGACUCAGGUUUGUGGUUAACUUUCGUAUCUGCUCAAAAUAGCCUUAGCGCUUAUCAUUCUUGUACGAAAGAUUCACGGUAUAUCAGAGAAGGUUUUCACUUGAUUUUUCUGUGUUCAUCUCUAUUCUUAAUCUUUCAUCUGUAUGCCAUAUUAUACUGUUGUUAUAGAAAACAGGGAAUAUCAAUUGGUAUCAGAGCCGAUCGAGAGCUGAUCAGAAGAACUAUCUGCGAAAGACUCUGUUUUUAUAGAAUAGCGAGUUUAUCAUCUGUAAUCUUAUUUCUGCACCGAAUACUGUAAAAGUUAUACUGUUAGAAUCGCGUUUCAAAGACGAUCAAGCAGUAUAUCUUCCUUUUUCGUUUCUGCAAUUUUUCUUCAGAAGUAAACUCGCACCCUUGAACUCGCACCCCUCGUUUCUCUAAGCUCUGUGCAGCUUUUUGACCUGAAACUUGGGUAAACGGAUCUCUACUACAAGGGCUACAACCUACCAUAUUUGUAUUUCUGAAAAUCUGAAGUUUUAUUUUUUCAGGAAUUCGCAGCCA